Messenger RNA from Brugia pahangi, 639 nucleotides. Lineage: Eukaryota; Metazoa; Nematoda; Chromadorea; Rhabditida; Onchocercidae. The record is from the annotation of a GenBank genome assembly.
AUGAACUAUUACGAAAGAAACCCAAGUGGUCCAUACAGAGCGGAAAGUUUGGCAGAUAUGAAAGCUAUACCGGAUCCAUUUUCUCCGAAAGGAUUGUCAACUGGACAACAAUAUUUCGGAAAUGUUGAUAUCACUAAAAAAACUGCCAACACUCAAGAAUACAUAACACAACCUUACGCUCGCUACACUCCUUCCGAAAUUGAGGACAUCAAUGCGUAUCCUGAGUUUGUACGUGAAGAUCAAGCGAUUGGUAAGAAGGCGCUUACUCGUGAGGAAUGUGAAGAAUUACGUGGGAUUUCACCGAUCACUGAUAAGGAACAGAGAAAAUCGCCCAUUAUUAAUCGAUACGAGCUGUCGGAUGAUGAACUAAAUGACCUUAAAAAUUUGCCGGAUAUUGUUGAUUCCCAAUACGCAAUCGGACGUGGCAUACGUUCCGAAGAGGAAAUUCAAGAAAUUCAGGCAUUGCCGGAUAUUCACUCAUAUUCUCCUGUAUCGGAUUGGAAACUGCUCACAAAAAGCAACCGUUCUACCAGCGCUCUGGCAAAUUCCGGUUUACAAUCUGCAUACGUCGCACCUGACAUGCGCUCUCACCACUUCGACUCACCUGUUUCAUCGGAAUAUAUUAUGCAUCGACCAUAA